This is a messenger RNA of Zonotrichia albicollis (white-throated sparrow), 6327 nucleotides long. RefSeq names its product coagulation factor II, thrombin (gene F2). Gene Ontology annotation, cellular component: extracellular region. The record is from RefSeq and is a predicted model, not a curated record. Gene Ontology annotation, biological process: proteolysis; blood coagulation; platelet activation. Lineage: Eukaryota; Metazoa; Chordata; Aves; Passeriformes; Passerellidae. Gene Ontology annotation, molecular function: calcium ion binding; serine-type endopeptidase activity.
AGAAGGAAAGAGAUCGAAACUCCUAACUGUGUUACAAACCGUCACUCUGGAUGAUAAAGGUAUCUUAGCUCUCUUGUCCUAAGAAAGAAAAUAGCAUCCAUCAUCCAUGGGUGAGUGAAGGCAGAGAGAAAAUGAAAUUAUAAAACUUUGCUUGCAGGAAUGGAAGAGUUAAAUGUUGGAGGGGUAGAAGUCACACCCCUGGAGAGGUGAUAGCUGAUGCAUGCUGUGCUGCUGCAGAGGCUAACCACAGGAAUGGGAGAAACAGAGAAGGGCCCUAGAAGCACAUUAAGGAAUGAAAAAGGCCACAAUGUGAGGAGUCAGCAUCUUUAAUUACAAACAUUGUUGUGAGACACAAGAAAGGGCUUGAAAGUGUUGCAGGAUGUAGUGAAAAUCUCCAAUUACAAAGCAACAAAAUAAAUGUAGGAACCAGAGCAGAAGUAACAUUUAAGGAAGAUGGCAUAGGUAGGUAUUAGAAGAUAUUCAUACCUGUCUGAUAACCAAGCUUAACUGCCUUAACUGCUGAAUUGUAGUGUUGCUUAAAGUUAGCCUUAUAUUCUGCAUGAUCCCAUGGAAGGUGGUAAGACUUUUCCUUUAAAGGAAAGACAGGGAGAGGGUAAAAAUCUAUGCAUAAGUAUAACAACCUUGACUUAAGCUGCAGUGUAAAUGCUGCCUGGUUAUUAUUAAGAAGAGACAGAGAUGCAGAAAUGAAAGUGAUUGAGGAAAUUGAAAGCUGCUCCUCCUCCAGUUAGGAGUGGAGGUGGCUGUGUGGGACACAGCAGCUGCUCUGACCUCACCACUCUGGUUUGUGCUUUUCCCUGUCCCUGCCUCUGCUCUCUGCCUAAAUGCUGCUUCCCCUGCUAAGUAACAUGGAUAUUUCUAGGGUUGUGUCUAAUCCCAUUCACACAGUCUCCACCCAGGUCAUUUCCACCCAGGGAAUGCCAGCCAUUCCUAAAGGUGUCUCUCCAAAAUCCGUAGUGAGGAGUAGAGAUGUGUGUGGAUGAGAACAGGAGAUACUCUUAUUAUGUGAGGAAGGAAGCCUCUGCAACUGCUCUUUGUACCAGUGUCCAGAGUCAUUCCUCAGCCACCCUAAUGCUAAUAUUUGCACUCUUCUAUGGAGAUAAACAUUACAGAUGUAUCAGUUGCACAGAGGCACAGCGCAAAAUAUGCUCCCUGCUGGCAGGAGGCACUUUUGUUCCAUGUGGCAAUUCCUGAGACUACCCCCAUGCUGCCCUGUUUUUCCACUCUUGCCAAUAGUCAGCUUGCUGUAGCAACCAUUAGAGCCUUCUCAGCUCUGGCAGACCACUUCUUGACUUAAUAGCUGAUGUCAUGACAUCCAGACCAUUCCUCUCUCCCUGUUCCUGGAAGCUCUUGUUUUCCUGGCUGGUUUUGGGUGUGCUAGCUCCCUGCUUGUCAGAGUUUCUGUUUCCUUUUGGAUGGACUUUAGCACGUUCCACUAUGGGGGGAAGAAAAGGGGGAAACCCAGCCUUCAUGCUGCUUCAUCCUCCUCCACUCAGCUGGGAAUUAUAAGGUAUUGGGAAGAAUGCACUGCCAAUGGCACUGCUAACUAACCUAACUGGAAGGAAAAUUUAAAUUCCAAUUGGGCUGUCAAAGGCAUCCUUUCUGCUCAUUGCCAUGGGCAAGGGAGAAGGAGGAACACUGAAACUGUGUGUUGUGGUGCCAAAAUAGCUGAGGCUGAGCUUGCUGAUAACUGUGGGAAGGAAAGACAACUGAGCACUAGGGAGAAUCAGGGGGGCUUGCAGAUAAAAAGAGAAGGACUGGGAAUGGCUAAGGAGGUCUCAAAGUCUUCCUGCGUUUGAGUACAGCCUUUGAGAAGAGUCAGGCAGGGACCUGAAGCAGCAUGGUGGGGAGGCAGUGAUGGUGCCAUGGGCUGCACGGGAGCAAAGCCAGGGAAGAGGAGCAAGCUCUCUGGCUGGAAUGGCUGUGAGCUGGCAGAGGUACCUCUCUCUGGCCCCAGUUCUCCCUGUGCCCUGGGACAAACUUGUUCUCUUACUACUCGUGCCAUCUUCCUAGAUAUGAAAUAGGAAGUUAAGUAAGGAAACAAAGAUGCUCUGACAGGAGGGACAGAUGCCAAGAGAGGAGGGAUAAGAGUCCCACUGUCCCUGACACACCACGACCUGGAGUCCUGUUUCUUCAUUCUGGUUCAAUAUUAACCCAGCAGGGCUGUGACUCUGCUUAUUCUGCUUCCUUUGCAAUUCCCCUGCAGCCAGGGCUGUACAGCAUGGCGCAGACCAAAACCAGCAUACUGAGGGGCCUGCUCUUCUCCAGCCUUCUGCACCUCACCUUGAGCCAUGCUGGAGUUUUCCUGGAAAAGGGGCAGGCGUUGUCACUGCUCAAGCGCCACCGACGUGCCAACAAGGGAUUUCUAGAAGAGAUGCUUAAGGGAAACUUGGAGCGAGAGUGCUUGGAGGAGAUUUGCAGUUAUGAGGAGGCUUUCGAAGCCCUUGAAUCCACCGAUCAGACGGAUAUAUUUUGGUCAAAAUACCAAGUAUGUCAGGGCCUGGGAAAGGCCAGGAGAGUUCUGGAUGCUUGUCUAGAAGGCAACUGCGCUCUUGGGCUGGGCCAGAACUAUCGGGGAACAAUUAGCCAAACCAAGUCUGGGAUUGAAUGUCAAGUGUGGACAAGCAAAUAUCCACAUAUUCCUAAAUUUAAUGCCACCAUUUAUCCCAGCCUCAUUGAGAACUACUGCAGGAACCCAGACAACAACUCAGAAGGCCCAUGGUGCUACACCCGAGACCCAACGGUAGAACGGGAGGCGUGUCCCAUCCCCGUGUGUGGUGAAGACAGAACAACAGUUCCAUUCACUCCACGGGCCGCAGAACCUGCACCAACGGAACCUUGUGAACCAGAGAAAGGCAUGCUUUACACAGGGACUCUCUCAGUCACUGUGUCUGGAGCUAAGUGUCUACCAUGGAACUCUGAGAAAGCCAAAGAGGUGCUCCAUGGAAAACAAGUUGACCCAGAAGUGGAGCUGCAGGAGAAUUACUGUCGGAAUCCAGACAGAGAUGAUGAGGGUGUCUGGUGUGUCACAAAUGAAUCACCCUACUUUGACUACUGUGAUCUGCACUACUGCGACAGCUCGCUAGAGGAUGAGAACCAAGAGUCUGAGGGAUUAUCAGGACGUUCUACUCUUCCUAAAGGGUUCAAACCCUUCUUUGAUGAAAAAACUUUUGGUUCAGGUGAAGCAGAUUGUGGCACUCGUCCUUUAUUUGAGAAGAAAAAGAUAACAGACCAAAGUGAGAGGGAGCUGUUGGAUUCCUACACAGGAAGAAUUGUUAGUGGGGAUGAUGCAGAAGUUGGCAGCUCCCCCUGGCAAGUGAUGCUCUACAAAAAGUCUCCUCAGGAGCUGCUGUGUGGUGCCAGCCUCAUCAGUGACAGCUGGAUCCUGACUGCUGCUCAUUGCCUUUUUUAUCCACCGUGGGACAAGAACUUAAGUACAAGUGACAUAUUGGUGCGGAUUGGCAAGCACGUAAGAGCAAAAUAUGAAAAGAAUAAAGAGAAGAUUGCUCUGCUGGAUAAAAUAAUCAUCCAUCCCAAGUACAACUGGAAAGAGAACAUGGACCGAGACAUUGCACUUAUGCACUUAAAGAGACCCAUCAGCUUCAGUGACUACAUCCAUCCUGUCUGCCUGCCUACCAAAGAAGUUGUGCAGAGGCUGAUGCUGGCAGGUUACAAAGGGAGGGUAACUGGCUGGGGAAACUUGAAAGAAACGUGGGCCACUAGCCCCUCCAACUUGCCCACAGUUCUGCAACAAGUUAAUGUGCCCAUUGUAGAUCAAAGUACCUGCAAGGCAUCCACCAGAGUCAAAGUCACUGACAACAUGUUCUGUGCAGGUUACAGUCCUGAUGCCUCAAAGAGAGGAGAUGCCUGUGAAGGGGACAGUGGAGGACCUUUUGUAAUGAAGAACCCAGAUGACAACCGUUGGUAUCAAGUGGGAAUAGUUUCAUGGGGAGAAGGCUGUGACCGAGAUGGCAAAUAUGGAUUUUACACCCACGUAUUCCGCCUGAAAAAGUGGAUACGAAAAGUCAUCGAAAAUCAAGGGCGAUAGAUGAAGCAUUUACCUUGCCUGGUCUCAGUUUUGCUACAAUGCUCCACUUUGAAACAUAAGCAUAGAAGAUCCUGAAGUAAAACAAGUUAUAUCCUUACAACUUGAGAAAAGGAAGGUCUUAUCCCUUGAAAAUAAAAGCUCUGAAACCCAUCUUCUUCCUUUUAUUCAUGCUGAGUUUAGAUGCGGUUGUAUCUAAGCCAUGACAGUAGCCAGGAGUACCACAGCACUAGCUAUACUGCUAAUUACCUGUUGUGCUUCAAAUUCCGCCCCCUUCCAUCACCUACAAUCAACAGGUUUUGGACCCCACAUAAUGGCCUUGUCAGUCACAGCAAGCGAGAUUAUGCCCUCAUGCACCAUCCCCUUCCUCCCUUCAAGACAACUAAUAUUCUGUUCUAGUUUUUGAUCCAUGUAUGUACAAGAGAUAACCACCCUACAGUACCUGCAGCAUUCCACAAGACACCAAUGUCAAAAGUAAAGCAAUUAGAAGCUGUUUUGAUCAGACAGACAUUGUUCACACUACAACAGCUGGCAAUAAAUACCAGCACCACUGUGUGCAAUUCAUCCUACAAAGGAAUAGUGGCUUGAAUACAUUAAGCAGCACUUCCAGGAAGUUCCUACACAGCAGGUGGUGCCAGGUCCUCAUUGUGUAUUUUCCACCUGCACAGCAAAAUUCUGAAGGAAGUAAUUCGUAUAGUCAUUGACAAAACCUGCAGUGAAAACAUCCUGCACUAUAGGUGUUUGCUUAAGUUACAAAGGGAUCUCGCCAAAAACAAGCAUCAGUCUUUCAUAAACUCCUCUUUAGUAGGAAUUUGUGGACCACUGAGGACCCAGAAGUACAGCAGAGUAAACACAAAUUCUUGACUGGUCAAUUUUCUACUAAAACAAUAAUGACAUUUUUUCCCAAAUAAAGCACAAAAACCAACCUCUCAAUGAAAUCUGAAGAAAAAAACCUCAACAUCUCAGGUUUCACGACUGUUUAAAGUCAUUGAUAACCACAUAUAUUGAACACUGAAAAUAUUUAGCCCUUCUAAUGUUUAAAUUUUAAGCCUCACCCCUUCACUACUAUCAAAUCUGUGACAAAAGAGGGGAACCAGGACCAUACAGUUUCUGGAGAAAGUCACUGUUCAUAUUGACUUGUUACAAACAAUACAGAAGAAUAAUUUUUAAAAUUCAGUUUAAUGUUAUUUAAAUAUUGUCUGGGCUAAAGAUUAGGCUUUAUUAAUUUAUGUGCACAAGUUUUAGUUCAGAACUCCCAGGAUAUUGAGUCCAACCAAACACUACAAAGACACAGGGUAAAAACUCAUUCAUAAAAACAGCUAUAUCUUCUGCUACUCAAUUAUUCCUGUAUUUCACUUCUGAGUCAGCUUCAAAUUUAAAAUAGUUUAUGCAGGUUUGCAGGCAUUGCUGUUUUACAUCCUGAGCUAAUUAACAAAUAGUUCUUCAGAAUGUCUGCUGAAUAUGGUAAAGGAACGUAUGGAUUAAUUAAAAUGUCACUAAGCUUCAGAGAGCAGCUAGUAAUUGAGAGGUAGUGGCAGUAACUCUAGCCAACACAAACUAUUCACAAACUGCCCCGGUUUAAGUGCACAAAACCACAGCACUUACCAAUAAGGGCCAAACCUCCACUUGUAACAGAGCUCUGUUCCACAAGUGCACACCCAUUUCAGGUUAUGAGAGGAGACUAUGACUACUAAAUGGAGGCAGUGGAGCAAUGAAUGGCAUCACAUCAGUUAACACAGGAUGGAGAACGCUCGUGAUCACCUGCUAUCACAGUGUGCAAACUCACCAUAAGCACCAAGCAGCAUUAUGUCAACUGCAACCCCAGCCUAGGGGUCCUAUGAAAGGAAGAUUUCAGACAUUUGCAGAAGCUCUGGCAUAGAUCCGUAGUACAAGUACUAAUUUAAAGUCAUGUUUUUACUGUAAUCAGGCAAGACAGUUUCAGCAAUGGCUCUCAGGCAGAGACUGCUGGUCCACAUAGCAAACAACAAAAGCAGCAGUUACAUGGAAGAGAUUAAAAAUCUAGCAUAGAAGUGUGCUAUUUUAAGCUUCCCUGUCCAACCCUUCAAUAACUCUGUUCUAGCUAUGGAACAGAUGUGCAAUUUAUGCUACACAACCAGUUUUCACAUGGAAGUGCAGCAGUAAGGUGAAAAUACAUGACCUCCCUAGAAAUGAAAGGGCUAGAAAGGAUACGCAAUGUGUCUGCCUUAAAUCUUCAUUAUUUGGAGCUUCUGAAAAAGGCUCUUCACUAAUAAAAAAAAAAAAAA